Anoplophora glabripennis (Asian longhorned beetle) is the source of this 810-nucleotide messenger RNA. RefSeq lists its product as uncharacterized. The transcript has a single exon. NCBI's taxonomy places the organism in Eukaryota, Metazoa, Arthropoda, Insecta, Coleoptera, Cerambycidae. Bases 1 to 810 code for a protein of 269 amino acids. The record is from RefSeq and is a predicted model, not a curated record.
AUGAGCCUCAACGAAGAAAACCAAGUCGAAAAUUAUGCCGCGACGGAAGUGAACCAUGUGGCAGUGAAACUUCCACCAUUUAUUUCGGACGAUGUAGAGAUGUGGGUUCAGGUAGUGGACAGAAGUUUUCGAAUAGCGCGUGUGACAAAUGAAGAGGCAAAGUUUGAUUACCUCGUUACUGCUCUAGAUAGGAACGUGAUGAGUGAAGUGCGCGACCUGUUAAUGAAUCCACCCCGAGAAAAGCCUUAUUCCGCACUUAGGGCAGCUUUAAUAAGACGACUGAGUACGUCUCAGGAACAAAAAACGAGGCGACUCCUAGAGCGCGAAGAAAUCGGGGACUCGAAACCGUCCCAGUUUUUGCGAAGAUUAAAGGCUUUAGCAGGGUCUACCGUUCCCGAUUCGCUCCUACGCACGCUGUGGACAGGGCGUCUGCCGUCUAGCGUCCAGGCAAUUCUCGCGACACAGAAGAAUGCCGCGUUGGACGACGUCGCGGAGGUGGCCGACGCAGUUAUGGAGACAGUAAUGCCCGGCACAGCGCUCCAGGAGGUGGCCAAAUCCAAUCCAAAAGACGACAGGCUGAAUCGCAUCGAGCAGCAGUUAGUGGAGAUGUCGCAGGCAAUGGCGAAGCUAUUCGCGAGUGAACCGCGACGACCGACGACGAGAACACACAGAUCGCGUUCGCAAGACCGAUCGCGAAGCCGUGACAGUGACAGUGGUCAGUGCUGGUAUCACCAACGUUUUGGUGACCGCGCUCGCGUGUGCCGCGAUCCGUGCACGUAUCGUCCGGGAAACGAGACGGGCAGUCGGUGA